Molecule: messenger RNA, 1341 nt
Organism: Kickxella alabastrina
Lineage: Eukaryota; Fungi; Kickxellomycota; Kickxellomycetes; Kickxellales; Kickxellaceae
Product: ergosterol biosynthesis ERG4/ERG24
Exons: 1
Coding region: 1-1341 (446 amino acids)
Biological process (GO): ergosterol biosynthetic process
Cellular component (GO): endoplasmic reticulum membrane
Molecular function (GO): Delta14-sterol reductase activity
Source: RefSeq, a predicted model, not a curated record
AUGGCUUCAAAGGUAGCUCCAAAGGCUGCAACGGGGCCGCUGAACCCAAAAACAGCGCACCGCGAGUUCUUUGGGUUUCCAGGAUCAGUCGUCAUAAUAGCGACAACAACAAUUGUCCUCUACACUUGGAACUUUUCCUGCAAUGUAAAGGACGGCUGCGAGCUGCCGCUCACCGCCGAACGCUGGGCCCACAUUUUCGCUGGCGCGAUGAACUACCAAGACUACUUGAGCCUUGAGGCAUUCAAGUACUACGUGAUGUGGUGGACCUGGCUGGCCGCCCUGUACUUUAUAAUCCCGGCGACCAACAUCCAGGGCGUGGUUCUGCGCGACGGCCAACGGCUGUCCUACCCUAUGAACGGGUUUUCCAGCCUCCUGGUAACCACCCUUGUCACCCUGGCGGUGUACAUGAAGGUCGGGACCGAGCCGUUCCUGUGGAUCGCCGACCAUUUCUUCGAGCUUGCCGUUGCUAGCUGGAUCUUUGCCACCUCCCUGGCGCUGUUUGUAUACAUCUAUUCGUUCCGUCACUCACAUGUCGAGCGCCCCGGGAAGCCGACCGUAAUGCUGGGUCUGGCCGGUAACUCGGGAAACCCUGUGUACGACUUCUUUAUCGGGCGCGAACUUAACCCACGCAUCGGCUCCCUUGACAUCAAGGUGUUCUGCGAGCUGCGGCCUGGAAUCAUGGGCUGGAUCUUGCUUAAUGUCUGCUUUGCGAUUAAACAAUACAAGGACCAGGGAUCAGUGUCGGUGUCCAUGUGGCUGGCCAUUGUGCCGCAGCUCUGGUACUGUAUUGAAACGCUGAUAUUCGAGGAUAAGGUGCUUACGACCAUGGACGUCACCACAGAUGGGUUCGGCUGGAUGCUGUCCUUUGGCGAUCUGACAUGGGUGCCAUUCAUGUACACUGUGCAGGCUCGCUACUUGUCGUUCACCCCUGUCACGCUGAGCACACCCUACGCUGCCUCUUUGGCCGUCAUGGCCACGUGCUCUUACUUGGUGUUCCGCCUGAGCAACAGCGAGAAGAACGCCUUCCGCACAAACCCCAAUGAUCCAAAGGUCCAGCAUCUUAAGUACAUUACGACAGAGUCCGGCAGCCGCCUGCUGAUCAGCGGGUGGUGGGGCGCCGCGCGCCACAUCAACUACACUGGCGACUGGAUGCUUGGCCUGGCCCAGUGUUUGGCUACUGGCAUGAACACGCCGAUGACAUACUUCUUUUCGGGUUACUUCCUGGUACUGCUUGUGCACCGCAACUACCGCGACGAGCACAAGUGCCGCGAGAAGUACAAGAAAGACUGGGACAAGUACUGCGAGAUUGUGCCGUACAUGUUUAUCCCCUAUGUGAUCUGA